This is a messenger RNA of Williopsis jadinii, 1788 nucleotides long. It is a transcript of the gene ARB1, whose product is annotated as ATP-binding cassette family ATPase ARB1. The transcript has a single exon. The coding region runs from base 1 to 1788 and encodes 595 amino acids. The record is from RefSeq and is a predicted model, not a curated record. Gene Ontology annotation, molecular function: ATP hydrolysis activity; ATP binding. NCBI's taxonomy places the organism in Eukaryota, Fungi, Ascomycota, Saccharomycetes, Phaffomycetales, Wickerhamomycetaceae.
AUGGCUAUUUCCGCAUCGAAGGCUAAGAGAGAGGCCAAGAAGGCUGCUUCUGGUAAGAAGGUGAAGAAGGAUAAGUCUGCUCCAUCUGAGGAGGCGACGAGUGAGGAGCUGCAAAAGUUGAAGCUGCAACAGGAUAAGCACGGUUUGUCUGACAGAGUGACGACCGGUGUUUUGGACUCCUUGGUUACGUCUCGUGAUGUUAAGAUCUCGUCGGUGUCGCUUUUGUUCCACGGUAAGGUUCUGAUCCAGGACUCCACGCUGGAGCUCAACUACGGCCGUCGUUAUGGUUUGCUUGGUGAGAACGGAUGUGGUAAGUCCACUUUCCUCAAUGCUCUCGCAGCAAGAGAGUACCCAAUUCCAGAGAACAUCGAUAUCUACUUGUUGAACGAGCCUGCGGAGCCAAGUGAGUUCUCUGCGUUGGAGUAUGUUGUCCGUGAGGCCGAGCACGAGUUGAAGAGAUUGGAGGACCUUGUUGAACAGAUCAUUGAGGAAGAGGGCCCUGAGUCCCCAGUCUUGGAGGGUUUGUACGAAAAGAUUGACUCCAUGGACCCAGCUACCUUUGAAUCGAGAGCUGCUAUCAUCUUGACCGGUUUGGGUUUCAACAAGGACACUAUCCAGAAGAAGACCAAGGACAUGUCUGGUGGUUGGAAGAUGCGUGUUGCAUUGGCAAAGGCUCUUUUCGUUAAACCAACUUUGCUUUUACUCGAUGACCCAACUGCCCAUUUGGACUUGGAGGCCUGUGUCUGGUUAGAAGAGUACUUGAAGAGAUUUGACCGUAUCUUGGUUUUGGUUUCCCACUCCCAAGAUUUCCUCAACGGUGUCUGUACAAACAUGAUCGACAUGAGAUUACAGAAGUUGACACAGUACGGUGGUAAUUAUGACUCUUAUGAGAAGACAAGAGCCGAAUUGGAGACAAACCAGAUGAAAUCUUAUAACAAACAACAGGAAGAAAUUGCUCAUAUCAAGAAGUUCAUCGCUUCCGCAGGUACAUAUGCCAACCUGGUUCGUCAGGCAAAGUCCAGACAGAAAAUCUUGGAUAAGAUGGAGGCUGACGGUUUAAUCGAGAAAGUUGUUCCUGACAAAGUCUUCACGUUUAGAUUCUCCGAGGUUGAAAAGCUGCCUCCUCCAGUAUUGUCCUUUGACGACAUCUCCUUUGCCUAUGACGGCAAGCCAGAGCACAACUUGUACGAGCAUUUGAGUUUUGGUGUUGAUAUGGAUUCAAGAAUUGCCCUUGUUGGGCCAAAUGGUGUUGGUAAAUCUACUCUUUUGAAGAUUAUGACUGGUGAAUUGCAAGCCCAAUCCGGUCGUGUGUCUCGUCAUACCCAUAUCAAGGUUGGUGUGUACUCGCAACACUCUGCUGAUCAGCUGGACUUGACCAAAUCUCCGCUGGAAUUCGUCCGUGAUAAGUUCUCAAGCGUCUCCCAAGAUUUGCAAUACUGGAGAGGCCAAUUGGGCCGUUACGGUCUCACCGGUGAGGGCCAAACUGCUCAGAUGGCUACGCUGUCGGAAGGUCAACGUUCCCGUGUCGUCUUCGCCCUCUUGGCCCUCGAGAAGCCAAACAUCUUGCUGUUGGACGAGCCUACUAACGGUUUGGACAUCCCAACCAUCGACUCCCUCGCUGAGGCCAUCAACUCCUUUGAAGGUGGUGUCUGUGUCGUGUCGCACGAUUUCCGUCUGCUGGACAAGAUCGCCAAGGACAUCUUCGUCGUUGAGAACAAGACCGCAACCAGAUGGAACGGUUCGAUCACCGACUACAAGAACAAGUUGGCGAAGAACGUUGUCUUGUGA